Molecule: messenger RNA, 1408 nt
Organism: Ectocarpus sp. CCAP 1310/34
Lineage: Eukaryota; Phaeophyceae; Ectocarpales; Ectocarpaceae
Source: the annotation of a GenBank genome assembly
CAACGCCGUGCCGUUCUUGAGAGAGUUAUGCCCUCUUCCUCUUCGCAGCACCAGCAGCACUCGCUGCUGGUGCUCGUGGUCCCCCUGGGCUGUGCGGUGUGCGCAGCCCUGGUUGGAUACCAAGCAGGGGCGGUGGCAUGGCGGCACAAGAGGGAGGAGGACCAGGCCAAAGGCAUGCAACACCACCACGCGCUGAGGAGGCUUAUCUCCGAUUCCACCGGGAGAGGUUUCGGAACGGUCAAGCGAGUCUACGUCGUGCCAGGCGGGGGGCCCGGGUCGGUGAAGGAUGCAGGGUACCCCUCCUGGACGGCACAGAGGGUGGCUAAGGCCCUCCAACGGUUUGAUAUGAAGUACGGGGACACCACGGCCUUCCUCGCGCUAGGGGCAGGCAGCAUGAACGCCCCCAGCGCUCGCGGCGGGAACGGGCACGUCAUCUUCGAGUCGACGAGAAUAGCAGAGGAACUCGUGCGGAUGGCGGUGGAAGCCAUGCUGGACAUGUCCUUCCGGCACGGGGACCGCGCGAACGAGCACGCGGCACCGCCGCCGCCGCCGCCGGCCCCCGCCGCCGGCGUCGCGCCGUCGGUGCUGUCUCCGAGAAAGCUCCCCUACCCGGGUAGCGCAGUAGUAACGGAGAGCGGCGGCACAGGCGAAGGCGAGAGCGAAACGGCAGCGGCUCUAGGCGGCGUGGAGGAGCCGGGGCUCUUCUCGGCGCGGAGGGAAGCGGCGGCGGCGGCGGCGAGAGGGCUAACGCUGAAGGAGACCAAGAGGGCGGACGCGGCGGCGGCGACGGCGGCGGCAGCGGCCGCGAAGAGCGGGGCCGGGGCCGGGAGAAAAGGGGGGGGGGAGAAGCUGCCGGCGGCGCGGGCCGGGGAGGCGUACGGGGGUGGGGAGAUGAGGAAGUGGAUGUACGACUGGAAGAAUAAGAAGGCGAGGGCCCGCCGCGGCCCGAUGAACCUCACGGUGUUCGUUUCGGACUUUCAUGCCGAGAGGAUGGACGCGGUCUUCCAGUGGGUGUUCGGCCUGGAGCCGUCCCUGCUCAGGGGCAAGACUACGGUUACGACCGUGAGCAUCGAGACGCCGGUAGAGAUGUGGGCCAGGGGAGGGGAGCAGAGAGAGGCCCGUCAAGCCCAUGAGAGAGAGGCGGCAGAACAGGCGCGCCAGCGGGCCCGGGAGAUCCGCACCGUCGAGGAGUUCCGAGCUUUCAUGAUGCUCGGGGGGCACCGCGGAUACUUCGACUUGACGCACGGGCGGUACCAGGCUAGCCCCGGCGGGGGCUGGGGGGGAGCUUCGUAGUGCGCUUGAGUCUCGAAGCGGCGUGCGGCGUGGAAGAGGGACUUGUGUUGCUUUUUGCUUGCCCUUGUUGCAGACACGGGCUGCCGGCCUGCCGCGCUGUGUUGCUGCUGUUGUU